AUGUUUGAGGAGAUAGUAGAGAGCCUCUUCACGACGUAUUUCUCCUUUAACAAACAUUCACAAGUCACUCUUGGAUUCAACGAUUUACCGUUUCCAGCCAUCACACUCUGCAAUAUUAAUCCUAUGAAACAUUCGAAGCGGCAUUUGGCGUCUGAUGAGCUGCAAUCGAUCAUUGAAGCAGCGGAUCCUGAUGCGAUUAAGAGGCUUGCGGGUGAAUGGAAACCAGAGUUCCACGAUGACGCGGACGAUUCUGAUGACAGGCUUCGUACUGGUAACUUCCUUGAUGACAUGAACGUAACCUUCAACUUUUCAAACCCACGGCUUGAUGCAGACAAUGUCCUAGAAAACUUGGACCUAGAUGGUUAUUCUGAUAGUUGGGAGGGAGAAGCAGAAAAAUCAACUUUCAGUUCUGUGCAAGAAGAUUUCAUAGAGUAUUUCAAUGCGGAAAACGCGAACUUCACGCUGCACCAGUCUGCGACGUACGGCAACUGCUACACGCUAAGCUACAGCAAGUUUAUUGCUCGGAAGAGUGGGCCUGCAAAAGGUUUGGAGUUGAUCUUGUUCUUGGAAACGGACGAUUACCUGCACGGGCUCACAAACGGGAAAGGGCUACAACUCGUGGUUCAUGAACAAGGAACACUUGCCUACCCUGAUGAACAGGGCAUCGCAAUCGAUGCUGGCACUCACACCUUGAUCGGCCUGAGACAGAACGAAAAGGAAUGUUCAGAAUAA
Messenger RNA from Aplysia californica (California sea hare), 732 nucleotides. Its product is annotated as acid-sensing ion channel 1. Gene Ontology annotation, molecular function: ligand-gated sodium channel activity. The transcript has 8 exons. NCBI's taxonomy places the organism in Eukaryota, Metazoa, Mollusca, Gastropoda, Aplysiida, Aplysiidae. Bases 1 to 732 code for a protein of 243 amino acids. Gene Ontology annotation, biological process: sodium ion transmembrane transport. Gene Ontology annotation, cellular component: membrane. The record is from RefSeq and is a predicted model, not a curated record.